AUGAAGGGUGGGGCUAAAACUCCUAAUCUGUGUUUUGAUUGGUGUUCGACGUCCACUUCGUUGUGUAUCUUCCGGGUGCACGUUGUAGCCGCAAUAAGUAGUGUUUUUCUUUUAUUUUGACCAUGGAAGACGGCAAUGAUGGAAACCUGGCUCUGGUGAAGCACGUGGUGUUGGUACUGUCAGGAAAGGGGGGAGUGGGAAAGAGCACCAUUACCACAGAGUUGGCUCUGGCCCUCAAACAUGCAGGGAAGAAGGUUGGCAUCCUGGACGUUGACCUCUGUGGUCCCAGCAUCCCUCGCAUGCUGUGUGUGGACCGUCCGGACGUCCAUCAGUGUGACUCUGGGUGGGUUCCCGUCUACACCGAUGCCCAAAAGAGCCUGGCUCUGAUGUCUAUUGGUUUUCUAAUGGAAGAUCCGGAUGAGGCAGUCGUAUGGAGAGGACCAAAAAAAUCUGCAAUGAUUGGUCAGUUUGUGUCAGAUGUCGCGUGGGGGGAGCUAGAUGUCCUCCUGGUGGACACGCCGCCAGGGACAUCUGAUGAGCAUUUGGCUGUCGUGGAAAACCUCCGAAAACACAGAGUAGAUGGAGCCAUCUUGGUAACCACACCUCAGGCGGUGUCGACUGGGGAUGUGAGACGAGAGAUCACCUUUUGCAAGAAGACAGGUGUUCGGAUCCUUGGCAUUGUAGAAAACAUGAGCGGCUUUAUUUGUCCACAUUGCUCUGAAUGCAGCAACAUAUUUUCAAAAGGUGGCGGUGAGGAGUUGGCCAAACUGACUGGAUCAGUGUUUUUAGGCUCCGUGCCCUUGGAUCCUCUCCUCAGCGCCAGCGUAGAAGAAGGCAAAGACUUUGCAGAGUCAUUUCCUGACAGUGCCACAUUCGGUUCCAUCAGCAGUAUUUCUCAAGUUCUGCUCAACAGUCUUGAAACUGAAUGACACAGUCGAGCUUUAAUUUAGUUUUUGUACAUAACAUGACUAAACAUAAAUCAUUUUUCCAUCUCUGA
Messenger RNA from Oryzias melastigma (Indian medaka), 997 nucleotides. RefSeq names its product nucleotide binding protein 2 (MinD homolog, E. coli) (gene nubp2). Gene Ontology annotation, molecular function: ATP binding; ATP-dependent FeS chaperone activity; 4 iron, 4 sulfur cluster binding. The coding region runs from base 123 to 929 and encodes 268 amino acids. Gene Ontology annotation, biological process: iron-sulfur cluster assembly. Gene Ontology annotation, cellular component: cytosol. Lineage: Eukaryota; Metazoa; Chordata; Actinopteri; Beloniformes; Adrianichthyidae. The transcript is spliced from 7 exons. The record is from RefSeq and is a predicted model, not a curated record.